Diceros bicornis minor is the source of this 4247-nucleotide messenger RNA. It is a transcript of the gene KCNH5, whose product is annotated as potassium voltage-gated channel subfamily H member 5. Lineage: Eukaryota; Metazoa; Chordata; Mammalia; Perissodactyla; Rhinocerotidae. Gene Ontology annotation, molecular function: voltage-gated potassium channel activity. The transcript is spliced from 11 exons. Gene Ontology annotation, biological process: potassium ion transmembrane transport; regulation of membrane potential. Gene Ontology annotation, cellular component: membrane. Bases 277 to 3243 code for a protein of 988 amino acids. The record is from RefSeq and is a predicted model, not a curated record.
GCCUGCAGUUCCCGAGCCGCGUGUGCCGCACCGCCACAGUCUGGGCAGCGGCGGCCGGGGGAGCGCUACUACCAUGAACUGCCUGGUCCUCCUCCCCAGAGCUGCUCAUCCGGGUCCGGCUGGAGACACAGUCAGCGGACCCCGUCGCCGCCGCCGCGCCCUCUCUUCUUUCGGCUUGAUCUUUUCCUCCACCUUUUCCUCCUCUUCCUCCACCUUCUCUUCCUGCUUCCCCCCCUCCCCCGCCGCGGAUCCUGGCCGCCGCUCUCCAGACCCAGGAUGCCGGGGGGCAAGAGAGGGCUGGUGGCACCGCAGAACACAUUUUUGGAGAACAUCGUCAGGCGCUCCAGUGAAUCGAGUUUCUUACUGGGAAAUGCCCAGAUUGUGGAUUGGCCUGUAGUUUAUAGUAAUGACGGUUUUUGCAAACUCUCUGGGUAUCACCGAGCUGAUGUCAUGCAGAAAAGCAGCACUUGCAGUUUCAUGUAUGGGGAAUUGACUGACAAGAAGACCAUUGAGAAAGUCAGGCAGACUUUUGACAACUACGAGUCAAACUGCUUUGAGGUUCUUCUGUACAAGAAAAACAGAACCCCUGUUUGGUUUUAUAUGCAAAUUGCACCAAUAAGAAAUGAACAUGAAAAGGUGGUCUUGUUCCUGUGCACUUUCAAGGAUAUUACGUUGUUCAAACAACCAAUAGAGGAUGAUUCAACAAAAGGUUGGACAAAAUUUGCCCGAUUGACACGGGCUUUGACAAAUAGCCGAAGUGUUUUGCAGCAGCUCACGCCAAUGAAUAAAACAGAGGUGGUCCACAAACAUUCAAGAUUAGCUGAAGUUCUUCAGCUGGGAUCAGAUAUCCUUCCUCAGUAUAAGCAAGAAGCGCCAAAGACGCCACCACACAUUAUUUUACACUAUUGUGCUUUUAAAACUACUUGGGAUUGGGUGAUUUUAAUUCUUACCUUCUACACCGCCAUUAUGGUUCCUUAUAACGUUUCCUUCAAAACGAAGCAGAACAACAUUGCCUGGCUGGUGCUGGACAGUGUGGUGGAUGUUAUUUUUCUGGUUGACAUUGUUUUAAAUUUUCACACGACUUUUGUGGGACCUGGUGGAGAGGUCAUUUCUGACCCCAAGCUGAUAAGGAUGAACUAUCUGAAAACUUGGUUUGUGAUCGAUCUGUUGUCUUGUUUACCUUAUGACAUCAUCAAUGCCUUUGAAAAUGUGGAUGAGGGAAUCAGCAGUCUCUUCAGUUCUUUAAAAGUGGUGCGUCUCUUGCGACUGGGCCGUGUUGCUAGGAAAUUGGACCAUUACCUAGAGUAUGGAGCCGCAGUCCUCGUGCUUCUGGUGUGUGUGUUUGGACUAGUUGCCCACUGGCUGGCCUGCAUAUGGUACAGCAUUGGGGACUACGAGGUGAUCGAUGAAGUCACCAACACCAUCCAAAUAGACAGUUGGCUCUACCAGCUGGCCUUGAGCAUUGGGACUCCGUAUCGAUACAAUACCAGUGCAGGGAUAUGGGAAGGAGGACCCAGCAAGGAUUCACUGUAUGUGUCCUCUCUCUACUUUACCAUGACAAGCCUUACAACCAUAGGAUUUGGAAACAUAGCUCCUACCACAGACGUGGAGAAGAUGUUUUCGGUGGCCAUGAUGAUGGUUGGCUCUCUUCUUUAUGCAACUAUUUUUGGAAAUGUUACCACAAUUUUCCAGCAAAUGUAUGCCAACACCAACAGAUACCAUGAAAUGCUGAAUAACGUACGGGACUUUCUGAAACUCUAUCAGGUCCCCAAAGGCCUUAGUGAACGAGUCAUGGAUUAUAUUGUCUCAACAUGGUCCAUGUCAAAAGGCAUUGACACAGAGAAGGUCCUCUCCAUCUGUCCCAAGGACAUGAGAGCUGAUAUCUGUGUUCAUCUAAACCGGAAGGUUUUUAAUGAACAUCCUGCUUUUCGAUUGGCCAGCGAUGGGUGUCUGCGCGCCUUGGCGGUAGAGUUCCAAACUAUUCACUGUGCUCCCGGGGACCUCAUUUACCAUGCUGGAGAAAGUGUGGAUGCCCUCUGCUUUGUGGUGUCAGGAUCCUUGGAAGUCAUCCAGGAUGAUGAGGUGGUGGCUAUUUUAGGGAAAGGUGAUGUAUUUGGAGACAUCUUCUGGAAGGAAACCACCCUUGCUCACGCUUGUGCCAACGUCCGAGCACUGACAUACUGUGACCUCCACAUCAUCAAGCGAGAAGCCUUGCUCAAAGUCCUGGACUUUUACACGGCUUUUGCAAACUCAUUCUCAAGGAAUCUCACUCUUACUUGCAAUCUAAGGAAACGGAUCAUCUUCCGUAAAAUCAGUGAUGUGAAGAAAGAGGAGGAGGAGCGUCUCAGGCAGAAGAAUGAGGUCACCCUCAGCAUCCCCGUGGACCACCCGGUCAGAAAGCUCUUCCAGAAGUUCAAGCAGCAGAAGGAGCUGCGGAAUCAGGGGUCAAUGCAGAGUGACCCCGAGCGGAACCAGAUCCAGGCGGAAAGCCGCUCCUUACAGAACGGAGCCUCCAUCACUGGCACCAGUGUGGUCACCGUGUCACAGAUCACACCCAUUCAGACAUCCCUGGCCUACGUGAAAACCAGUGAGUCCCUCAAGCAGAACAACCGCGAUGCCAUGGAACUCAAGCCCAACGGCGGUGCUGACCCCAAAUGUCUCAAAGUCAACAGCCCGAUCAGAAUGAAGAAUGGAAAUGGGAAGGGGUGGCUGCGACUCAAGAAUACCAUGGGAGCCCCCGAGGAGAAGAAAGAAGACUGGAAUAAUGUCACUAAAGCCGAGUCGAUGGGGCUACUGUCAGAGGACCCCAAGGGCAGCGAUUCCGAGAACAGUGUGACCAAAAACCCGUUAAGGAAAACAGAUUCUUGUGACAGUGGGAUUACAAAAAGUGACCUUCGUUUGGAUAAGGCUGGGGAGGCGCGAAGUCCGCUGGAGCACAGCCCCAUUCAGGCUGAUGCCAAGCACCCCUUUUAUCCCAUCCCCGAGCAGGCCUUACAGACCACACUGCAGGAAGUCAAACACGAACUCAAAGAGGACAUCCAGCUGCUGAGCUGCAGAAUGACUGCCCUGGAGAAGCAGGUGGCAGAAAUUUUAAAAAUACUCUCAGAAAAAAGCAUGCCCCAGACCUCUUCUCCCAAAUCCCAAAUGCCGCUCCAAGUACCUCCCCAAAUACCAUGUCAGGAUAUUUUUAGUGUUUCAAGGCCUGAGUCACCUGAAUCUGACAAAGAGGAAAUCCACUUUUAAUAUAUAUACAUAUAUAUUUGUUAAUAUAUUAAAAACAGUAUAUACAUCUAUAUACAUAUGUGUGUAUAUAUAGUAUAUACGUAUAUAUAUUUUCACUUGCUUUCAAUAUGAUGAACACACUAUGGAUUUUGAUAUGUAAAUAUUGCAUGUCCAGCUGGAUUCUGGCCUGCCAAAGAAGAUAAUUAUUAAAAACGUAGAUAUUGCUUGUAUAUUAUGCAGUUGACUGCAUGCACACUUUACAUUUAUUUAUAAUCUCUAUUCUAUAAUAAAAAAAGGUAUGAUUUUUGUUAACCAAGGCAAUGUAAUAUUUGAAGAAUCAGGGUCCAACCUGCCAAUGUUGCCAUGACAAAUUUGAUCUCAGGCUGAGUAUAUUGACUCUCAUUCCUCACUGUUCUUUAAGUUAGAGUUAUUGAUUAAUGCCAAGGAAGAGUUCAACCUUUUAAACUGUUAGUACCAUUUUAUGAUCUCUUUCCAUAGGGUAUUUUUUUGUGACUUAGGUUAUUUUCCUCAACAGGUGGUGUUUGCUCCAUUUAAAUGACUGUUUUGUGGCCUAAGUCAGAUAGCAAUGUGGGAUAUUGAGAAUUUAUUGCUAUGGGUUUUGUGCAUGAAUUGCAUUUUAGCUCAACUAUACCUCCUCUUUUUUAACAUUGUACUUAGAUAGUAAUCAUUAACUCUUAUGUAAGGAUAUCCCUACUCCCUCCAUCUUGGAGAACAGCUACCAUCUUGUAAGCUGAUUUUAUCACCCCCAUAAAUACUAAACUAUUAAUAUAGUGUGUAUUAUUAUAGAAAUACUGCACCACAGGGUAAAAGGGCCUUUUAACAAUUCAUCUUAGAGAUGCUGAUUUUUCCAAAGGUGUUGAAUAUUCUAAAUUUGUGUUUUUAAAACUUGUUCAAGGGUGAAGUUGAAAGGCUCUUAGCAAAGAAACACAAACAAAAAAACCAUUUAAGAAUCAUAUCAAAAUUUUAACUAUAAUGAUAUAAAAUAAAAAAGAAUGUAAACAGAC